This is a messenger RNA of Exaiptasia diaphana, 1879 nucleotides long. RefSeq names its product alpha-(1,3)-fucosyltransferase 6. The transcript has 3 exons. NCBI's taxonomy places the organism in Eukaryota, Metazoa, Cnidaria, Anthozoa, Actiniaria, Aiptasiidae. Gene Ontology annotation, cellular component: membrane. Gene Ontology annotation, molecular function: alpha-(1->3)-fucosyltransferase activity. The coding region runs from base 239 to 1567 and encodes 442 amino acids. The record is from RefSeq and is a predicted model, not a curated record.
CAAGCAAGAUGGUAAACACUCUCUAUAGAUACACACACUUGCUGUAUUAUGAGGACUAUAAGAUUAUGUGCUUUAUAGGAGGACAGCUUUCAACGCCGUUACAAUGAAGGACAUAUUGCUUACAUUUGCACUUGCUAUUCAUGACUAACGCUACACUAUUUUCAAAAGAACUCCUAUGACGCCUAAUGAUAAACUGUUAUAUACGCAGYUUUGAAGUUCAGAAUUUGUCUGAUAUACAAUGCAAUGCACCAAGACCUCCUUUGGCACAUCAAUACUAGUAAUCUUAACCAUGGUUUUACUUAUGAUGUAUUACACCGAUCACAAGCCAACGACACACCUAGAAUCUCACACUUCAGUACCGCAUCAUCGACAUAAAACACAAGGGAAUAUAACAGAAGACUGUAAAAUACAUGUUGAAAGUCUUGUACGAAAAAUGAUGGAAUCUUAUGGACUAUCAGAGAAAACUCGUGGAGAAGGUACCCUAAAUUCUGCGAAGAACGUCUCAACUCGUGGAUCUAAUACGACAAAUAUCAUUGAUAAGAACGUACGGAAGGUAGUUUUAGCGUAUACAAUGUACUUUGGGCAAAAACCCUGGGGAUGGAUGAAGAAUACGCACGAAUUCAAUCACUGGCAAGGAGUUAAAUGUCCUUAUUAUAACUGCGAAUUGACGUUUGAAAGAAGAGACCGUCCACGCAGCGACGCGUUGAUAUUCCACGCGCGCGAUAUGCCGUUUAUAGAUACAUUACGUUACGCGUUAGAACGCAAGAGUCCUACGCAAAAGUGGAUAUACUUUGCUAUGGAGAGCCCUAUGAAUAACCCACUAACAAGCCGUUUUAAUUCUAUGUUUAAUUGGAUUAUGACGUACCGCAGUGACUCGGACAUAUUCAGGCCGUAUUCUUAUUAUUUUGAAUCGAAACAUAUUCCAUUGGUUCAGGAUGUCAAAGAGUACAUGGAAGGGAAAGAUCGUCUAGUGUUCUGGGCUUCAAGUCGUUGUGGUCUUAUGAGAGAUAAAUUUGUGAAGAAAUUAUUAGAAUACAUGAAGGUAGACGUAUUUGGCGCCUGUAAGAAAGCAGUUGGAGCUUCAAAUAAGGACAAAUGUCCAAAGAACUCCGAAAGGUGCGAGAAAAAACUCAAACGAUAUAAAUUCGAACUAGCCUUGGAGAAUUCCUACUGCGUCGACUACGUGACCGAGAAGUACUGGGACGCAUUGAAGCGAGGAGUAGUCCCAGUCGUACUCGGUGGCGCUAACUACAGCAAAAAAGAUAUCGCGAUUCCUGGAUCAUUUAUAAACGCGAUGGACUUUAAAACUGUGAAAAAGCUGGCGGAAUAUUUGAUCUAUUUACAUAAGAAUGAAACGGCUUAUCUGGAAUAUUUCAAGUGGAAAAAUAAGUACCGCAUUGUCGACUAUCCACCAUGGAACUGCAUCCUCUGCGCGCGUCUGCACCUUGAUAAUAAACCUAAGGUGUACACGUGGUUGGAUACUAUAUGGAACGCUAACAAACAGUGUGGAAUACACCGGAAAGAACUACAAAAAAUGGUUCGACCACGGCCCAGAACGUUUGAAUAAUAUUUCACAAAUAGAAACUGAUACCCACUCCUGAAAAUGCUCCUCUUAGAAGCGCGAGGUGCAUUAUGGGAAGAGCGAGGGCAAAUUCAGUUAUACUUCCCAUCAACUCCUUCAAAAGCAGGAGAAAACAAGUGGAGUCUCUAAAAGCGCAUAAAAACGUUUGCUAAACGGAUAUAUUUUUAAACAUUAGUUAAUGCUCUUGCAAAAAAAGGCAGAUAAAGUAAUAGAACGGUCGUAAUAGGUCGAAAUAUGUACACUACAAAUUAUAGAAAGAACAAUUUUUUUACAAUCUAAUAACAAUCGAAAUAUUGA